CGCUACUGACAUCCAAGAUAAAGCCGAAGGAGCGUCACCGGCCAGUACCGGAACCGGUCAUAUUCUAGGUCUCGGGAACACGCCCACCAGUCAACAGAAUCAAGCUGGGAAGGCGUCUCCCCGAGUGAGUCGUGGGAGGACGAGGACGAAGAUCUUGCAGACGACGACGAUCUUGACCCAUCAGAUUCCGCGUCUGGUUACGGUCCCCCGAGGCAGACCCGUGGUUACCCCAAGCCCCCCUAUCGGGCUGCUCAUCAGCAGUCUAUGACUUACGCAGGAAAUCAGUAUCAUCAACCGCCAGCGGACAGCCUUGAUUCCUCGGACGACUAUACUUACGCUCAGGGCCGCGGAGGUCCUUAUGCUCCGCCUACAAACAUGAGUCACUAUUACGGAAGAGGUGGCCACCAAGGACACCAGGGAGGGUAUCCCCAGAGUCCUGCUGGUGGUUACGGACAGGGUGGUUACGGCCAUCAAUCCAUGGUACCGUACGGGCCAGGUGGCGGGCCAGGUGGCGGGCCCAAUGGCUACAACAAUCCCUUUGCUCCUGGCGGAGGUCCCGGUGGCGCAUACUUCAACGGCGACCAUAGAGGAGGCUGGGGCAACGAGAUGGCCCCCUAUGGUCCUAGCCAUAACCAGCACUACUUCAAUCACCCCCAGUACCCGGUGCCGCCGGCCAUGCAGGCGUACCACCAGUGGACUCCUCCCCCACCAGCGACAGAGCUUGCGGUGCGGACGAAAACGCCUGCCGCGGUUGAACCGCCACCGCCUGAUCCGGAAAAGGAAGCCAUGAAGGCGAGAUUGGCCGCGAUCGAGGCGGAAAAGGAGAAGGCUCUUGCGGAGGCCAAGCAGAAGGAGCUCGAGGCCAAGAUUCGCAAGGAGGCCGAGGAUGCCCUUCAAGCGAGAUUAGCCGCUAUCCGCAAAGAGGAGGAAGUACGAGCUGAAGAGAGGAAAGCAGCACUUGAGAGGGCGAAGAAGGAGAUCGAGGACGCGAGAAGGGAUGCCGAGCGAGCAGCGAGGGACGCAAUCGAGGCAGAGCGCCGAGCCGAAGCCGAUCGCAAGGAGCGCGAGGCCGCAGCCAUCGCGCGGGCUGAGCAAAAUGCUCGCGACAAGAUGGAAGCGGAGCGCAAGGCACAGGAAGAGCGCGACAAGAAAGCUGCCGAGGCUGCCGCCGCUGCGGAAUUGGCCGCCAAGAUCAAGCUGGAAGCCGCAUUGAAAGCUGCUGAGGAGGCGAAGGCGCAAGCCGCUGAAGCUGCCAAGGCUGCUGAGGCGGCGGCACAAGCCAGAGUCGAGGCCAAACUACGAGCCGAGGCAGAGGCCAAGGCUGCCGCGGAAGCCAAAGUCAAGGAAGAGGAGGAAUUCAAGAAGCGACUGGCUGAAGAAGCCACACUCAAGGCCGAAAUCGCUGCCCGCAAGAAGCUUGAAGAAGAGGCGGCCAAGGCCGCCGCAGACAAGGCGGCCGAGGAAGCCAAGAAGAAGGCAGAUGAGGCGUUCAAGAAACAAGCCCUAGAGGAGGCCAAGAUCAAGGCGGAGGAGGCGAACAAGAAGUCGCUUGGGAAGGAUAAGGCACCUAUCAAAUUCAAGGACGCUGUGGGACGCAAAUUCAACUUCCCAUUCCACCUCUGCCAGACAUGGGCGGGCAUGGAGGAACUCAUCAAGCAAGCCUUUGUCCAUGUUGAUGGCAUUGGCAGGCAGGUUCAACAGGGCCACUAUGAUCUCAUUGGUCCCGACGGCGAGAUCAUCCUCCCAGCUGUAUGGGAGAAGGUGGUGGAGCCAGACUGGAGCAUCACGAUGCAGAUGUGGCCGAUGGAACGACCUGCGGCAGCACAAAUGGUCGGACCAGAUGGCAGACCGCUGCCGCCGCAUAUAGUCGAGCAGCUGCGGCGACGCCAGCAAGCAGCUGCUGGUCAACGGCCGGGCAUGCGUCCUGGCGGCCCACCUGGUGCCCCCAUGGCAGGCGGACCUCCACCCCCGCCACAUGGAUAUGCUCCUGGCGGACCGCCUCACCCGAUGAGCCGACCGGGUAUGACGCCAGGCGUCGUGCCCGUGAAAGAAAAGAAGGGUCACAAAUCCAAGAGCAGCGGAGCCGUGUUUGGGAGCUUCUUUGGCCCCAGCAAGCCAGUCAAGAAGAAAGGCAAAAAAUGAUGGACCAUUUCGAAUCAUCAUGCAUCAUUUCAUCGCACCAAGCUUUAUAUGAGCAUCUAAUCAGCACUGCUUUUGCUAGAGUCGUCUGAACGAUUCCGCAUCAAAUGCUUCAUAGCGCUGUUC
Messenger RNA from Microdochium trichocladiopsis, 2265 nucleotides. RefSeq lists its product as uncharacterized. The transcript is spliced from 3 exons. Lineage: Eukaryota; Fungi; Ascomycota; Sordariomycetes; Xylariales; Microdochiaceae. The coding region runs from base 265 to 2142 and encodes 625 amino acids. The record is from RefSeq and is a predicted model, not a curated record.